ACCCACCUUCACUUGCACUUUAAACCAAGGUGGUCUAAAACAUUCCCAUGACUAUCAACAAGAUAUUUGGCGCAGUUUUCUUUGUGUUGUUAGGUGUAGGCAUCUGUUCUGCUACUAGAGCUCUCCUCACUCUUGAUGAAGUAGCUCACCUCUCAGGUUUUGCUCAUGGUGGUGGCACCCUUGGUGUUGGCUUCCAUGGAGGAGGUGGGGGUUCAGGAGGUGGUGCUGGUAGUGGCUAUGCAAAUCUAGGAGAAGCGGGAGUUGCUGGAUAUGGAGGUGGAGGAGGAGGUGGCAGUGGAGGUGGUGGUGGUGGAGCUAGUGCAGCUGGAGCUUCUGGAUAUGGAAGUGGAGGUGGUGAAGGAGGUGGAGCUGGUGGUGGGUAUGGAGGAGCAGGUGGAUAUGGAGGUGGCGGCGGCAAAGGUGGUGGUGGAGGUGCUGCAGGUGGAUAUGGAGGAGGAGCUUCUGGAUAUGGCAGUGGAGGUGGUGAAGGAGGUGGAGCUGGUGGUGGGUAUGGAGGAGCAGGUGGACAUGGAGGUGGCGGUGGAAGUGGUGGUGGAGGAGCUAGUGCAGGUGGAUAUGGUGGUGGAGCUUCUGGAUAUGGCAGUGGAGGUGGCGAAGGAGGUGGAGCCGGAGCUGGUGGGUAUGGAGAAGCUGGUGCUGGUGGAGGUGGUGGUGGUAAAGGUGGUGGUGGAGGUAGUGCAGGUGGAUAUGGAGGUGGAGCUUCCGGAUAUGGGAGCGGGGGUGGAGAAGGAGCUGGUAGUGCAGGUGGGUAUGGAGGAGCCGGCGGACAUGGAGGAGGAGGCGGUGGUGGAAAUGGUGGUGGCGGAGCUAGUGCGGGUGGGGCUUCUGGAUAUGGAAAUGGAGGUGGCCAAGGAGGUGGAGCUGGUGCUGGCGGUUAUGGAGGAGCCGGUGGACAUGGAGGUGGUGGUGGCAGUGGUGGAGGAGGAGCAAGUGCAGGUGGAUAUGGUGGUGGAGCUUCUGGAUACGGAAGUGGAGGCGGUGAAGGUGGUGGAGGAGGAGCAAGUGCAGGUGGAUACGGAGGAGGAGGUGCACAUGCAGGAGGAUAUGGAAGUGGAGGUGGUGAAGUGGGUGGCUAUUACCCUUGAAAGUAUCUUCUCAGCAUUACGAUGUGCAAAGAGUAUGAAUGUUGUUAUUACUGGUAUUAAAAAACAAAAAA
This is a messenger RNA of Hibiscus syriacus, 1177 nucleotides long. RefSeq names its product glycine-rich cell wall structural protein 1.8-like. Lineage: Eukaryota; Viridiplantae; Streptophyta; Magnoliopsida; Malvales; Malvaceae. The transcript has 2 exons. The record is from RefSeq and is a predicted model, not a curated record. Bases 48 to 1106 code for a protein of 352 amino acids.